Messenger RNA from Frankliniella occidentalis (western flower thrips), 560 nucleotides. RefSeq names its product protein takeout-like. The record is from RefSeq and is a predicted model, not a curated record. NCBI's taxonomy places the organism in Eukaryota, Metazoa, Arthropoda, Insecta, Thysanoptera, Thripidae.
GGUAGAUUUGGAUAAAAACCGGGUCCGCGUCAGACUAUUCCUCCCAGAACUGUCGAUGGACAGUGACUACUUCCUCCAGGGACAAAUCCUCCUGCUGCCGAUCCAAGGACACGGACACAGCUCAGGCAACUACUCCAACAUUGAGGCCACCGCCACCAUGACCGGCCAGAGGGUUAUCCGCGACGGCCGCGAGUACAUGGACGUCAAGGAGUUCCUCGUCGACUUUCAGAUCGGCCACGCCAGUGUUCACCUAGACAACCUCUUUGACGGAGACAAGGAGCUUGGUGAAAUCAUGAACAAAUUUCUCAAUGAGAACUGGAGAACUGUGGCGAAAGAGGUGCAGCCCAUCCUAGAAGACACGAUUGGCGAGCUCUUCAAAACAUUCGCUAACAAGAUAUACCACAUGUACCCACUGGAUGUCCUCAUUCCGGAAUAAGGUGUUUCAGCAAUGACAUAAACUUUUGUAAAUAAGUGUGAAUAAGUGUUCUCACACCGCGGUUAUGUAAAUAAGUGUUAUGUAAUAAAUUUUUAUUAGUUCUGACUUUUUUAAAAAACAACAA